Molecule: messenger RNA, 1396 nt
Organism: Anoplopoma fimbria (sablefish)
Lineage: Eukaryota; Metazoa; Chordata; Actinopteri; Perciformes; Anoplopomatidae
Gene: ten1
Product: TEN1 subunit of CST complex
Exons: 3
Coding region: 34-420 (128 amino acids)
Biological process (GO): negative regulation of telomere maintenance via telomerase
Cellular component (GO): CST complex
Molecular function (GO): telomerase inhibitor activity; single-stranded DNA binding; telomeric repeat DNA binding
Source: RefSeq, a predicted model, not a curated record
CAACUAGUUCAGGGUUGUGUUACCACUGACGGUAUGCUUCCUGCAGCAGCUGCUUUUCACUUCCCCUGGGAAGUGAACUCUGGAGCAGUGAAGGAGGGAGCAUCAGUGAGAGUGUUUGGCAGGCUUGUCUCCUAUCAGCCUGAGGAGUCCAGGGCUACGCUGUCAGCUCAGCAUGCUUCAAAAGAGCACCAUGUGGCGGUUCACACCUUGUUUGUGGAGCCUUUUAACCCAAUAAUUGGGGCCCAGUACAUAGUUCUGGGUGAGGUUGAAAAUGCUGAGGGGGUUGGCGUGAUGGUCCGUGCCCGUGUGCUGAACUGCGUUGACGGAGUAAACGUCGCCCUUCUGCAGAAAGCCAUCAACGAGCAAAGGAGCUUCUUCAAGGAGAGGGAGCACACAAGUGACGAUGCACAUGUAACCUGAAUCAGGGUGCUCGAUGAGUAUUUGGACUGAAGCUCUGCCUUUUAAGGCUGUUUACCAAAGUAUACUGGAUGUUGUGUGAGCUAAGUCAACUUGAAGACCGGUUUGUUGACUGUAAAAGACAGUUUACUAUCUUGUCUGUCUCUGAUCAUUACAGUUCAUCAGUCUCAGGGUUAGCUAUUUGAAAGUUGUAGCUUUUGUGUGCUGCCAUUUUACAUUAUGAGAAUUACCAGCCUUAACAAUGUCAAUAUAAGCUUGUGGUCCCAUAUCAUUAAAAAUGCUUUAAAAGGGUUUCAAUAGAUAUGUCCUGUAUGGGUCACGUGAUGUUGAUUAAAAGCAAACUAUGUAUAUAUGAAUGAAAUGCAAUCCUUUUCAUCACUUUGUACCUUGUAGAGAUAUCGAUAGGUCAUCUAUUAGAUACCUUCUAACUGGUCAGGGCUGGAUCAUUGAAGUUUAGCUGGCAGAAUUUUUUAUCAUUGAAAUAGUUUUAUGAAUCCACGUUAUAACCAUAUUUAUUAAAAUAAAAUCUUCAAAGCAUAGGCCUGUAUCUCAUACAUGUUACGACCAUGACAUAAAUAAAGCAAUCUAAUGCACGCAUGGUCCAUAUUCUUAUACACCCUCUUACUGCUGACACACUUGUGUUGCCUGUCAGGUGCAAAAAGAGUGACGCUGUUGUAAAAAUCACGCAGAUUUUAUGUUUUUACUAGCUUCUUAAAAUACUACGUAUUCUGAUACUACGUUCUUGAAAGUAAAUGUUGAGAAGCUUGUACCUGCCUGUGUGUUUUAUUAAAAAAGACUACACAGCUGUGAAAGUGAGGAAGUCCAUGCUCUUCAACCAUUAUAAUUUAAAUUUAUUGGUAUUUGUUAUUUCAUAAAGUAUCAAACAAGAUUGAGUUUAAAGUCAACAGUGUCGAGGAUAGCCCAUGAGUAAUACAGAAUAAAAUCAAUCUUUGUAAAGAGCAUUGCACCUUGUCCCAGU